AUGCUUGAAGCACGUCUUCAACAAGCAUCAGUCUUAAAAAAGAUUUUAGAUGCAGUCAAAGAGUUAAUAAGCGAUGUAAAUAUAGAAUGCAAUGAAUCAGGAAUUGCUCUUCAAGCAAUGGACAAUUCUCAUGUAGCAUUGGUAGUCAUGCUUUUAAGAAUGGAUGGAUUUGAACCAUACCGUUGUGAUCGCAAUAUUUCUCUCGGAGUUAACUUGAAUUCCUUUUCAAAAGUGCUCAAGUGUGCUCAAAAUGAAGACAUUAUUACACUUAAAGCAGAGGAUACACCGGAUACUUUAAACAUGGUGUUCGAAAGUCCAACGAACGAUCGCAUUAGUGAGUAUGAUAUCAAACUAAUGGAUAUUGAUCAGGAACACCUUGGAAUUCCGGAUACAGAGUACAGUGUUGUAGUAAGAAUGCAAUCAAUUGAAUUCCAACGUAUCUGCCGAGAUCUUCUCGCUUUAAGUGAAAGUGUACAUGUUGAAGCAAAUAAAGAAGGCAUCAAAUUCAGCUGUUCAGGAGACAUAGGAAAUGGAAGUAUAACAUUAAUACAAAAUCAAGACACAAAUAUUGAGCUAAAUGAGCCUGUUUCACUCACUUUUAGUCUUAAAUAUUUAGUUAAUUUCACAAAAGCUACACCCCUUGCAGAAAUCGUCAUUCUUUCUAUGAGCAAUGAAUUACCACUUAUGGUAGAAUAUAAAAUGGAGACAGGGCAUCUUCGAUUCUACUUAGCACCUAAGAUAAGUGAAGAAUAG
Messenger RNA from Pneumocystis jirovecii RU7, 753 nucleotides. RefSeq names its product proliferating cell nuclear antigen. The coding region runs from base 1 to 753 and encodes 250 amino acids. Gene Ontology annotation, cellular component: PCNA complex. Gene Ontology annotation, molecular function: DNA polymerase processivity factor activity; DNA binding. The transcript has 4 exons. Lineage: Eukaryota; Fungi; Ascomycota; Pneumocystomycetes; Pneumocystales; Pneumocystaceae. Gene Ontology annotation, biological process: mismatch repair; leading strand elongation; translesion synthesis. The record is from RefSeq and is a predicted model, not a curated record.